Topomyia yanbarensis is the source of this 1606-nucleotide messenger RNA. Its product is annotated as dimethyladenosine transferase 2, mitochondrial-like. Gene Ontology annotation, molecular function: rRNA (adenine-N6,N6-)-dimethyltransferase activity; mitochondrial transcription factor activity. Bases 88 to 1545 code for a protein of 485 amino acids. The transcript is spliced from 3 exons. Lineage: Eukaryota; Metazoa; Arthropoda; Insecta; Diptera; Culicidae. Gene Ontology annotation, biological process: rRNA methylation; transcription initiation at mitochondrial promoter. The record is from RefSeq and is a predicted model, not a curated record. Gene Ontology annotation, cellular component: mitochondrial matrix.
UUGGUUAUGUUCUGAGAGGUUGAAAUUAUGCUCAGUUAUGUUUUUGUUUACAUACGUAUCGGCUAGUGAGGCAUAUUGUGCAUCAAAAUGCAUUCUAGAAUUUCGGUGGUAAAAUUACUUUUCAGGAUAAACGCUGUCCCUGAGAACAUUCGAAGACAGCUCGCCUCGGAACCGUUGAGGCAGAAAAAGAAAAAAUCAUUUAUAAAUGAACCUGUUGAUGGAACAUCAACAACGACCAACGGAAGUCGUAUCCUGAAGGAAAUGAAAGAAUAUUUCAAAUCCAUUGGAAACAUAACGAUACUAGGGAAAUUUCCGCCCGAGCUGCUCACAAGAAAUAAAAAACACCUCGAGCGGUUUUACCUAGCACAUACGGAAAGUGCGGAACUAGUAGCGAAGCACAUCACCGCAGGUCUCUCCCCGGAUAUGCUACUGGUCGAGAUAAAUCCCGGUCCGGGUUUGCUUACCCGAGAGCUGCUAAAGUGCGAUAUCAAGAAGCUACUGCUAGUAGAAAGCGAAAGCCACUUCGAAAGUGACCUACAAAAACUGAUGGCCACCAAAAUGAAAAGCGAGUGGGACUUGAUGCUAGCUCAUUUCAAUGGAAACUGUAAACUGUCGUAUCAAAACAGAGGAAUAAAACUAGAACAACUUUUAGCAGAACAAUCACAGAAGCAAGAUGAGGUGAAAUUUAAGCUGUUUUCCGCCGUGGAUUCACUUAAGUUUUUCAAAUCGCUCACUGGUUCCGUAGCUUCCCAAACGGGACUUUUCUCGUUGGCCAGGUGGGAGAUGGUGGUAGCAGUUCCACCGCUCAUUUUUAUGCAAUUGACGUGUAGCAGAAACGCCGGUUACGGAAUGUACCGCAGGCACACGGUAUUGUUUCAGAUAUUUUUCGAGCAUGAGUUGCUGGCCACAAUUCCACGACGGCACAUGCUUCCGUGGCCACCGAGGGCAAUGAAACGAAAACCGUACACCGUUCGCAUGCGAUACGAGCUGGAACACGCGGAUGAGUGGUAUUUGGUGCGAAUAAUUCCUCGAGGAAAUCUUCUAGAUCUAUGCCCACCGGAUGACUUAAAAGCGCUAGUUUUUUUCAUCAGUCAAAGUCUGGCCUGUCGGACGAACCGCAUUAUUCCGACGAUGGAACAAUGGAUCCCCUAUAGCGGAGCCCGAUUGAUUCUGAAUCAAAACUACGUUCCAUCGACAACGGAGGCACCCGUCAUCGAAGCGGAAGAUUCGCAACCAACAGUUAAUCGAAAAUCGUCAUUCUUUCGGAAGAAUGACCUUCCCGAACGGAUAACGAUUUUUACCGAGUUUGGUGAACUUACUCCCUCACAGAUGCUCAGCUUAUUCAACGAGUUCAAAAGUUGGCCCGAAUACCGACAGUCACACUUUCUAACGACGAUGGAACAACACGAUUCGAAAGAUCAUGCACUUUCGAAUGUCGAAGGGGCAACUGAGACAGACACAGCGGAGGCAGCUGACGUCGAAGAUACGGGGAUUGUAAAGCCGUCGGUGGUUAAGCAAGCGAAAAUUGAAGAUCCUGACUCGUAGGAAAUGUACUCGGUUGUUGCGAAUAAAACGUUUAAUGUUGAUUACUGGUUGAUUUACUCAA